Drosophila kikkawai is the source of this 1190-nucleotide messenger RNA. RefSeq names its product hatching enzyme 1.2. Gene Ontology annotation, molecular function: zinc ion binding; metalloendopeptidase activity. Gene Ontology annotation, biological process: proteolysis. Lineage: Eukaryota; Metazoa; Arthropoda; Insecta; Diptera; Drosophilidae. The record is from RefSeq and is a predicted model, not a curated record.
UUCAGUCAAGAGGAAAGCUAACCGCCAAACAAUUUCAAGUCCAACAAUGACUCCAAAGGUAUUUCUAGUCCUAGCUCUGGCUCUAACCACCUGCCAGGCCCUUCCUUUCGUGUCCUACGAUGACGCGGAUGACACGGAGGUAGUUGAGUUGCCAGGAAUCGAGGAGGUUCCUCCAAAACUGGGCCAGGACAUAAUUGAUCUCACACCGCUCGGCACAGCUCUCUUUGGUAAGCCGGAUGAGGACAUGACAGCCACUCUGGUGGGCAAUUUUAGUGCCGACACGGAUGAGAUGAAUCCCGAGGAGCUGGGCAGCUACCUGGAGGGCGAUAUGCUUGUGCCCCAGACGGAUCUGAUCAUGAAGAAUGGCCUGCCCACCCAGUCCUCCCGUUGGCCCAAUGGCGUCGUCCCUUACGAGAUCCGGGGCAGUUUCAAUGCCCGUGAUAUGGCCACCAUUGAGAAUGCCAUUGCCGAGUACCAUCGUCGCACCUGCAUCCGUUUUGUGCGUCGCAGCUCUGAGCGGGACUACAUCUCCAUUCGAGGCGACAACUCCGGCUGCUGGUCCUCUGUUGGCCGUGUGGGUGGCAAGCAGGAGGUAAAUCUGCAGUCACCCGGCUGCCUGAGUCGUCCCGGUACCGCCAUGCACGAGCUGAUGCACGCCCUGGGAUUCCUUCACGAGCAGAAUCGCAUGGAGCGUGAUGGCUAUGUGGCCAUCCAGUACAACAAUGUCCAGUCCUCGGCAAUGAACAACUUUGAGAAGGCCGCUCGCACCGAGGCCUUUGGAGUGCCCUACGACUACGGCAGUGUGAUGCAUUACUCAAAGAAUGCCUUCUCCAUCAAUGGACAACCCACCAUUGUGGCCAUGCAAGCCAACGGCGCUGACAAGAUGGGCCAGAGAAACGGCUUUUCGGACUUGGAUAUCCAGAAACUUAACCGGAUGUACGAUUGCGGUACUGCUAAUGCUGCUCCAAUUGUUCCCGCUCCGGCCCCUGUCCCUGGAGUCGCUCCUGGUGCUGGUGCUGCUGCUGGCAGUGGCAAUCCCAUUGUGGACAGCUUCCUGGGUGGUCUAAUCAGCGGCCUGGGCUUAGGUGAAGAGGAGGAGAAGACCAGCUCCUAAACAAAAAGAACUUGGCCACAGAAUCUACUAGCUACGUACGAUCAUCCUCGCCCCGAAUUAUUUAAUGCAUAUACCA